Molecule: messenger RNA, 2241 nt
Organism: Salvelinus sp. IW2-2015
Lineage: Eukaryota; Metazoa; Chordata; Actinopteri; Salmoniformes; Salmonidae
Product: glycine receptor subunit alpha-4
Biological process (GO): response to amino acid; chloride transmembrane transport; regulation of membrane potential
Cellular component (GO): plasma membrane; synapse; neuron projection
Molecular function (GO): transmembrane signaling receptor activity; glycine binding; excitatory extracellular ligand-gated monoatomic ion channel activity
Source: RefSeq, a predicted model, not a curated record
CACACACUCAUACCCCCUCUGGCACUGUCCAGUGACUCCAGUCCAGCUCUGACAAGUGAAAAAGAAGAGCCUAUUGUGGAUUUGGGAUUUGUACAGCCCUCUGUACUUAGUGGGAUAAGUUUAUUUUCCCAAAGCUAAGCUCUUGUCAGACUUGCAGAGACGAUGCCUUCCUUUUGCCUAGUCUCAAAAACCGCUCAGUGGAUUUGGUAGUUGCUCAGAUAAUUUUUUUGCAAGUUAAUCCAACGGGAGGGAUAGAGAGACUGAGCCAGAGAAUGCUCCCAAAGCUCAUAAGGAUUCUAUAUGUCUUGUCUUUUAGCUUUUUCCAUGGUGGCUUUAUCAGACUGGGCUCCUGUAAGGAGGAGAUAAAGUCCCCCAGUAGGACAGUCCCCUCCUCGCAGUCGCCAUCUGACUUCCUGGACAAGCUCAUGGGAAAAAGGUCUGGCUAUGACGCCCGCAUCAGACCCAACUUCAAAGGUCCGCCUGUGAAUGUCACCUGCAAUAUCUUCAUCAACAGCUUUGGGUCCAUCACAGAAACGACUAUGGACUACAGGCUCAAUGUGUUCCUACGGCAAAAAUGGAACGAUCCCCGAUUGGCUUACCAGGAGUACCCGGACAACUCCUUGGACCUGGAUCCCUCCAUGUUGGACUCCAUCUGGAAGCCUGACCUGUUCUUCGCUAACGAGAAGGGAGCUAACUUUCAUGAGGUCACCACUGACAACAAACUGCUGCGGAUAUUCCAAGAUGGGAGCGUACUAUAUAGCAUCAGGCUGACUCUCAUCCUGUCCUGCCCUAUGGACUUGAAGAAUUUCCCCAUGGAUAUUCAGACCUGUACCAUGCAGCUUGAAAGCUUUGGGUAUACCAUGAAUGAUCUGAUCUUCGAGUGGUUGGCAGAGAACCCGGUGCAGGUGGCUGAUGAUCUGACACUCCCUCAGUUCGUGCUGAAAGAUGAGCAGGAUCUGGGCUACUGUACCAAGCACUACAACACAGGUAAAUUCACCUGCAUCGAGGUUAAGUUCCACCUGGAGAGACAGAUGGGCUACUACCUGAUCCAGAUGUACAUCCCUAGCCUGCUCAUCGUCAUCCUGUCCUGGGUAUCCUUCUGGAUCAACAUGGAUGCUGCCCCGGCUAGAGUGGGCCUGGGCAUCACCACCGUGCUCACCAUGACCACCCAGAGCUCUGGGUCCCGGGCCUCUCUACCCAAGGUGUCCUACGUGAAGGCCAUUGACAUCUGGAUGGCCGUGUGCCUGCUGUUCGUGUUCGCUGCGCUGCUCGAGUAUGCGGCAGUCAACUUUGUCUCGCGGCAACACAAGGAGUUUAUCAGGCUGAGGAAGAAGCGGCGGCGGCAAAGAAUAGCCAUGGCCUUGGCCAAUCAACCGCCGAGUGUAGAGUCAGAGAGGAAAGUGAACGACCUGCCUGGCAACAACACUAUCAGCACCAGCUACCACGGAAACCUGAAUCAGCACUGCAGGGCCUGUGCCAGGGAAGAGGAACUGGUGAGAGACAGCCGUGGGUUUUACUUCCGCGGCUACGGACUGGGUCACUACCUGCAGACCAAGGACGGAACGGCGGUGGAAGGGGCCACAAUCUUCGCCCCGCCGGUGUCCACCGUGUACGAUGGCGAGGCGGUCCGCAAGCGCUUUGUGGACCGGGCCAAGCGCAUCGACACGAUAUCCCGCGCAGUCUUCCCUCUGAGCUUCCUCUUCUUCAACAUUUUCUACUGGAUUACCUACAAAGUGCUGCGACACGAGGACAUCCACGCAAAUUUGUAAUACGCUCUCUGCUCUACUCCCCACGACUUCUAAUUGUUACAUGCUACUUUUCUUUUUUUUCUUCUUCUUUCAACCAAAACUGCCUAUCAGAUCUACAUUAAAAGUGUUUUAGAGGCAUAUGCUUCGCAACAGUUGCCAUUGAUGCUAAAAACUCUGUGCUCAGGUGCGUCUUCAGGAUUUCAGAGAAAGUGUGUAUGAAAAGAAAGUGAAGCUGUGAAUUUAAACUGGUGUUCGAGUGCUGUUUGUUAUUGCAUUCUCUUUUAUUUUAGUCAUCUUGUUUUGACUGGAUUACAGCAGAAACAUAAUAAUGCUAGUCUUUGAACUUCUGCCUGAACUCUGAACUAUGGCUAAAGGCAGAUACCACAAGGGAAUAUUAGUCAUGGCUGGAUGGAUACUUCUGACUUGAAUUUUACCAAUCAACGCAUCUUUGAAUGAAUGUAAAAAAAUAUUAAAAGGCUUUUUUACAACUUUA